AUGGCGGACGUCUCUGCUGAUCUGAGCGGUUUUUCUUUUGAGUCUGGACUAACUGAGGAUGAAAAAGAGUUACUUUACCUUCGUGCACGCUCAGCUGGAUUGACGUUUUGCGGGUGCGCGCACGCAGUAUUCCUGUGUAAAUUGGUCCACUCACUGAGAUGUUUCAUCAAAAGUCACACUGAAAACAGAGACUCGGGGGCAUCAGGAGGAGACAGUGACCUCUGCGUUGGGAUACUCGGGAUGGGUCACCUGGGGAAACAGUUGCUCCUCUCCCUCGCAGAGAAGUCAGGCAUCAAACCAUCACAUAUUAAGAUCUCCAGUAGAAGACCAGAAUCUGCAGCUAAAUUCCUCCAGACAGGAUUUGAAUGUUUCUUUGACAAUCGCAGACUGGCAGCAUGGGCAGACGUCCUGUUCCUCUGCUGUCUGCCCUCUCACCUCCCAAAGGUCUGCGCCGAUCUCCACUCUCACCUGCCAAAGCGUUGCCUUGUGUACAGCUUCACCUCUGGUGUACCCAUCACCAGAUUGGCACAGCUUCUUGGACACGACUUCAUUCUUAAACCACAGUAUGACUUUGUAGCUUGUGACCGGGCAGAUUCGUGGCUGUCCUGCACUCACCUGACUGCAGCUUUGACGAAUCCUUUGCUGAUUGAGGCAUCAAGUCCUCUUGCAAUGAGCGGUGGCAUUUCUCUGGGUCGAAACUGGGUGUGUGCAGUGUUGUACAGCCUGCUAAAUAUCUGCACCUCCACCAGUAUGGGAUCCAGUGAUGCUCUCUCUCUUAUUAACAGCAUCCUUAAAGAAAACAGGCCGCACACUGUGGACUUAAAUGCUCACAGUUUCAUCAGUGCAUCAUAUGCCUCUUGCCUUCUUUCAGAGGAGCCUUUUCCCUGGAUUUCUCUCACUGAUGCCCAGACCAAGGAGACACCACUGCUGUGCUUUCUGUCAAACACCAAACCUCUGCAAGAGAGCAUCUCUGCAGCGUACAAAUCACUGCUGGAGACACCAGCAAAACUGGACGGUUACUCUCUAUUUUAA
Messenger RNA from Plectropomus leopardus (leopard coralgrouper), 1032 nucleotides. RefSeq names its product NADP-dependent oxidoreductase domain containing 1 (gene noxred1). NCBI's taxonomy places the organism in Eukaryota, Metazoa, Chordata, Actinopteri, Perciformes, Serranidae. The record is from RefSeq and is a predicted model, not a curated record. Gene Ontology annotation, biological process: L-proline biosynthetic process. Gene Ontology annotation, molecular function: pyrroline-5-carboxylate reductase activity.